This is a messenger RNA of Tupaia belangeri chinensis (Chinese tree shrew), 2591 nucleotides long. RefSeq names its product heat shock protein 90 alpha family class B member 1 (gene HSP90AB1). Gene Ontology annotation, biological process: protein folding. The transcript has 12 exons. The record is from RefSeq and is a predicted model, not a curated record. NCBI's taxonomy places the organism in Eukaryota, Metazoa, Chordata, Mammalia, Scandentia, Tupaiidae. Bases 153 to 2327 code for a protein of 724 amino acids. Gene Ontology annotation, molecular function: ATP binding; ATP-dependent protein folding chaperone; ATP hydrolysis activity.
CGGGCGACUGACUGUGCUGCGCCUUAUAUAGGGCGGCCGGGGACGCACAGGAGCUCUCUUGAGUCACCCCCGCGCAGCGAAGGCUCCGCGUGCGAGUCGGACUCGGUCCCGGCCCACUCUGCUCGCGGUUAUUCGCCUUUCUUUCUUUCAAGAUGCCUGAGGAAGUACACCAUGGCGAGGAGGAGGUGGAGACUUUCGCCUUUCAGGCAGAAAUUGCCCAGCUCAUGUCCCUGAUCAUCAAUACCUUCUAUUCCAACAAGGAAAUUUUCCUCCGGGAGUUGAUCUCUAAUGCUUCUGAUGCCCUGGACAAGAUUCGCUAUGAGAGCUUGACAGACCCUUCCAAGUUGGACAGUGGUAAAGAGCUGAAAAUCGACAUCAUCCCCAACCCUCAGGAACGUACCUUGACUUUGGUGGACACAGGCAUCGGCAUGACCAAGGCCGACCUCAUAAAUAAUUUGGGAACCAUUGCAAAGUCUGGUACUAAAGCUUUCAUGGAGGCCCUUCAGGCUGGUGCAGACAUCUCCAUGAUCGGGCAGUUUGGCGUUGGCUUUUAUUCUGCCUACCUGGUGGCAGAGAAAGUAGUUGUGAUCACAAAGCACAACGAUGAUGAGCAGUAUGCCUGGGAAUCUUCAGCUGGGGGUUCCUUCACUGUGCGUGCUGAUCAUGGUGAACCUAUUGGUCGGGGUACUAAAGUGAUCCUCCACCUUAAAGAAGAUCAGACAGAAUAUUUAGAGGAGAGGCGGGUAAAAGAAGUGGUGAAGAAGCACUCACAGUUCAUAGGCUAUCCGAUCACCCUUUAUCUGGAGAAGGAACGAGAGAAGGAAAUCAGUGAUGAUGAGGCAGAGGAAGAGAAAGGUGAGAAAGAGGAGGAAGACAAGGAUGAUGAAGAGAAGCCCAAGAUUGAAGAUGUGGGUUCAGAUGAGGAAGAUGACAGUGGUAAGGACAAGAAAAAGAAGACCAAGAAGAUUAAGGAGAAGUACAUUGAUCAGGAAGAACUGAACAAGACCAAGCCCAUUUGGACCAGAAACCCUGAUGAUAUCACCCAGGAGGAAUAUGGAGAGUUCUACAAGAGCCUCACCAAUGACUGGGAAGACCAUUUGGCUGUCAAGCACUUCUCUGUGGAAGGCCAGUUGGAAUUCAGGGCAUUGCUAUUUAUCCCUCGCCGGGCUCCCUUUGACCUCUUUGAGAACAAAAAGAAAAAGAACAACAUCAAACUCUACGUUCGCCGUGUGUUCAUCAUGGAUAGCUGUGACGAGCUGAUACCAGAGUAUCUUAACUUUAUCCGGGGUGUGGUUGACUCUGAGGACCUGCCUCUGAACAUCUCCCGAGAAAUGCUCCAGCAGAGCAAAAUCCUGAAAGUCAUUCGUAAGAACAUUGUUAAGAAGUGCCUUGAGCUCUUCUCUGAGCUGGCAGAAGACAAAGAGAACUACAAGAAAUUCUAUGAGGCAUUCUCUAAAAAUCUAAAGCUUGGGAUCCACGAGGACUCCACUAACCGGCGACGCCUCUCUGAGCUGCUGCGCUAUCACACUUCCCAGUCUGGAGAUGAGAUGACUUCCCUGUCCGAAUAUGUUUCUCGCAUGAAGGAGACUCAGAAGUCCAUCUAUUACAUCACUGGUGAGAGCAAAGAGCAGGUGGCCAAUUCUGCUUUUGUGGAGCGGGUGCGGAAGCGGGGCUUUGAGGUGGUGUACAUGACUGAGCCUAUUGACGAGUACUGCGUGCAGCAGCUCAAGGAGUUUGAUGGGAAAAGCCUGGUCUCGGUUACCAAGGAGGGCCUGGAGUUACCUGAGGAUGAAGAGGAGAAGAAGAAGAUGGAGGAGAGCAAGGCCAAGUUUGAGAACCUAUGCAAACUGAUGAAAGAGAUCUUGGAUAAGAAGGUUGAGAAGGUGACAAUCUCAAACAGGCUUGUGUCUUCACCCUGCUGCAUUGUGACCAGCACCUAUGGCUGGACAGCCAACAUGGAGCGGAUCAUGAAAGCCCAGACCCUUCUGGACACCUCUACAAUGGGCUACAUGAUGGCCAAAAAGCACCUGGAGAUCAACCCCGACCACCCCAUUGUGGAGACGCUGCGGCAGAAGGCUGAGGCAGACAAGAACGACAAAGCUGUCAAGGACCUGGUGGUGCUGCUGUUUGAAACUGCCCUGCUCUCUUCUGGCUUCUCCCUUGAGGACCCCCAGACCCACUCCAAUCGCAUCUACCGCAUGAUCAAGCUUGGCCUGGGCAUCGAUGAAGAUGAAGUGACAGCAGAGGAGCCCAGUGCUGCUGUUCCUGAUGAGAUCCCCCCACUCGAGGGUGACGAGGAUGCAUCACGCAUGGAGGAAGUAGAUUAGGAGUUACUGGGAAACCUCAUAUCCUCUGUAUAGUGCCCCCGUGGCUCCCACAGCAGCCCUGAGUGGCCCUGUCCCACUUGGCUCCCUCUGCUAUGUCUAUAGUGUUUGUUUUUUCCUGUCCCUAUCUAAGACAGGAAAUAAAGGCCUCUCGUGCCAUCCCCUUCCUAACUUGACAACGGGGUUGAAUGUUGUGUAUUGUGGGUUUUUUGUUUAUUUUGUUUUGAAACUAAAGUAUGCAAAAUAAAGAUGAUGCAGUUUUAUACA